Molecule: messenger RNA, 7313 nt
Organism: Plectropomus leopardus (leopard coralgrouper)
Lineage: Eukaryota; Metazoa; Chordata; Actinopteri; Perciformes; Serranidae
Gene: sos2
Product: son of sevenless homolog 2 (Drosophila)
Biological process (GO): Ras protein signal transduction
Cellular component (GO): plasma membrane
Molecular function (GO): protein heterodimerization activity; guanyl-nucleotide exchange factor activity
Source: RefSeq, a predicted model, not a curated record
UCGGCCGCAGCAGCAGCGAGCAGCAGCAGACAGACAGGCAGCGGAGUUGGUACGAACAUCUUCGACUUCUCAAACCAAAAACACCUCGACUGCUCUUCAGCUGCCCCGCUUCACGGACAUGCCCCGGACUCACCGUUGUUCCUCGGGGGGAUUUACGUUGGAUUUUUAGCGCCCGAUCACUCCGGAAAAAGAUGCCUAAACGUGAAGUAAACAGCGUAGGAGAAAGUGUGCCUUGUUUGGAGCUGAACGGGUCGUGUGCCACAACAUAAAACUCGGAGCGCAUCAAGGCCAGCAGCAGCCUGUAGCACCAGUUAGCUCUCCUGCUAGCCUGCUAACGUUACAGGUGUUUUAGGCAGCAAAUACCCAAACCUAACUUGUAGCUGUAGUUAGCUGGCAGCAAGCUGAGCUCCAAUGUCGUCACUUAACACUUGACUAAAUGUGCCUAUUAUAAGCUUUUCGACAAACGCCAAGUAGCAAGUAUAACACUUAGCAACAUUGUUAUUAGCCGUUAGCUUUUCAGUUAGCCGCUGUUUACAGCAGCAGCGGGCUAGCCGCACUAGCCGCCAAGCUAGCGAGUUAACUUUAUAGCUACAUGUGCUUAUUUUAUGUUGUAGCUCAUAUUUUGUUAUUCAGCCCGACUCUGCUACGGACUUGCAGUGUGGUUUGGUGAUAUUCUUCGUAUUUGCAAGCCGGACAGUUUGAGUUUUUUUCACCGUGCCUGCCCCGGACUGACCCACCCACAAGGACUAUCUAUCCGGGGCCGAUGCUGACAGUUCAGCCCGGAUCACGGCAACGCCAGGAGCCGCUACAGCAAUGCAGCCCCAGCAGAUAUACGACUUUUCAAGUGACGAGAACAGUCACAAAUGGAGAGGCCUCUUCGUGCAAGCUUUGCGGAAGGUACAGAAGCAGGUCCACCCAAACCUCUUGGCGAAGGAGGAUGCCUUGCAGCACAUCGAGGAGCUGAUCCUGCAGCUGCUCAACAUGCUGUGUGUGGCCCAGCCUCGCUCCGUGCAGGACGUAGAGGAACGCGUCCAGAAAACCUUUCCUCACCCGAUAGAUAAGUGGGCCAUCGCUGACGCCCAGUCAGCCAUCGAAAAACGCAAGAGGAGAAACCCCUUACUUCUCCCUGUGGACAAGAUACACCCACUGCUCAAGGAGGUUUUGGGAUAUAAAGUGGACUACCAUGUUUCCCUGUACAUCGUGGCUGUGCUGGAAUACAUAUCAGCAGACAUACUGAAACUGGCGGGCAACUAUGUCGGCAACAUUCGGCACUAUGAAAUCAGCCAGCAGGACAUCAAGGUGUCCAUGUGUGCGGACAAGGUGUUGAUGGACAUGUUUGACCAGGAGGAGGACAUCGGCUUAAUGUCUCAGUGCACAGAGGAGCCGUCAUCCUCUGGGGAGCUCACGUACGACGACCUGGUGAGGCUUGAAAUCGCAGAGGAGCGUCAGUACCUGCGAGAGCUCGACCUCAUCAUCAAAGUGUUCCGCCAGCACUUCCUGUCCAACCCCAAAAUCUUCACACCUCAGGAUGUGGAGGUGAUCUUCAGUAACAUCCUGGACAUCCACGAGCUGACGGUGAAGCUGCUCGGACUGAUCGAGGACGCCGUGGAGAUGACCGCUGACGGCAGCCCUCAUCCGCUGGUGGGCAGCUGCUUUGAAGAUCUAGCAGAGGAGCAGGCGUUCGACCCCUACGAGACUUUGUCUCAGGAUAUCCUCAGUAAGGAUUUCCACGAGCACUUCAACAACCUGAUGGCACGGUCAACCGCCGGCCUUUACUUCCAGUCAGUUGCAGAAGGCUUCAAAGAAGCAGUCCAGUAUGUCCUUCCACAGCUGAUGAUGGUCCCAGUAUACCACUGUAUGCACUACUUUGAGCUACUGCAGCAACUUCAGGAGCGCAGUCAAGACCAAGACGACAGAGAAUGUCUGAAACAGGCGAUCACAGCGCUACUUAACCUUCAGUGUAGCGUGGAGCGCAUCUAUGCCAAGCACCAGCCUCGCCGUAAACCCGGUGAGCCCAUGUACCGCCUGUACAGCAGGCAGGUUCGUAGCAAACAACUCGCCAUCAAGCGCAUGAACGAGAUUCAGAAGAGCAUUGACGGCUGGGAGGGAAAAGACAUCGGUCAGUGCUGCAGCGAGUUCAUCCUGGAGGGUCCACUUUUACGAGCAGGCGCCAAGCACGAGAGACACAACUUCCUGUUUGACGGCCUGAUGAUAAGCUGCAAGGCCAAUCAGAGCUCACGGCUGCCGGGUUCAGGCAGCGGGGCGGAGUACCGCCUCAAGGAGAAGUUUGUGCUGAGGAAGAUCCGCAUCGUGGACCGCGAGGACUUGGCGGAGCUGCGGCACGCCUUUGAACUGAUAGGAAAAGAUGAAAACUGUGCGGUUUUCUGUGCACGGACAGCAGAUGAGAAGGCGGCGUGGAUGGCGGGGCUGGUGACUCUGCAGUACCGCUCCACUUUGGAUCGCAUGUUGGACACAGUGCUGCAGCACGAGGAGCAGGAGCAUCCUCUAAGACUGCCCUCCCCGGAGGUUUACCGCUUUGCUGUGCAGGACUCUGAAGAGAAUAUUGUGUUUGAGGACAAAGUGCAGAGCAAAACGGGCAUCCCCAUCAUAAAGGCCGGCACAGUGGUGAAGCUCAUAGAGAGGCUCACCUACCACAUGUAUGCUGAUCCUAAUUUUGUGCGCACGUUUCUCACCACAUACCGAUCAUUCUGCAAACCACAGGAGCUCCUCACCCUGCUGAUAGACAGAAUUGAGAUCCCUGAGCCAGAACCGACUGAGGAGGACCGACAGGCUCUCUGGAACGGUGACCAGCCGAUGGCGGCCGAGCUCCAGAGAUUCAGGAGGGAAUAUGUGCAGCCAGUCCAACUCAGGGUUCUCAACGUUUUCCGUCAGUGGGUCGAGCAUCAUUUCUACGACUUUGAGAACGAUCCGGAGCUGAGGAGUCGAUUGGAGGAGUACAUCACCAGCAAGAUUCAGCUGCGAGGGAAGUCUAUGAGAAAGUGGGUUGAAUCCAUCAACAAGAUCAUCAGGAGGAAGCUGCAGACACAGUCAAACGGUGUCAGUCACAACAUCACCUUCGAGAGCCCGCCUCCUCCCAUCGAGUGGCACAUCAGCAGAGCAGGACAGGCGGACUCGUUUGACCUCAUGACCCUUCAUCCUAUAGAGAUCGCCCGCCAGCUGACUCUGCUCGAAUCAGAGCUCUACAGAGCUGUCCGGCCGUCUGAGCUGGUCGGCAGCGUCUGGACCAAAGAGGACAAAGAGAAGAACUCGCCGAACCUGCUGCGCAUGAUUCGCCACACCACCAACCUCACGCUGUGGUUCGAGAAAUGUAUUGUAGAAACCAUGAACCUGGAAGAGAGGGUGGCCGUGUUGUCCCGAGUCAUCGAGAUUCUGCAGGUUUUCCAGGAGCUCAACAACUUCAACGGUGUGCUGGAGGUGGUCAGCGCCAUCAACUCUGUCCCAGUCUAUCGGCUCGACCACACCUUUGAGGCAAUACCAGAAAGGAAAAAGAAAAUCCUGGAAGAAGCUGUGGAACUGAGUCAGGACCACUUUAAGAAAUACUUGGCUAAACUCAAGUCAAUAAACCCGCCCUGUGUGCCUUUCUUUGGUAUCUAUUUAACCAACAUCCUGAAGACGGAGGAAGGCAACCCAGACUUCCUCAAACGUCACGGCAAAGAGCUGAUCAACUUCAGCAAGAGGAGGAAAGUGGCCGAAAUCACCGGAGAGAUCCAGCAGUAUCAGAACCAGCCGUACUGUCUGAAGGUGGAGCACGAAAUCAGGAGGUUCUUUGAGAACCUGAACCCGAUGGGAAACAGGAGUGAGACGGAGUUUGCGGACUACCUGUUCAAAAUGUCUCUGGAUAUUGAGCCACGGAACUGCAGGCAGGCUCCCCGAUUUCCCAGAAAGACCAUGUACACUCUGAAAUCCCCGGGGAUCCGGCCCGUGCGAACGUCUACCUCUGGCACCCUGAAGGGCCACCCCGUCCCCCUGGAGAGGGAGCCCCCACACAAGAUCACCUUCCGGAGCAUCGCCGAGACUGAGCCGGAGACGCCGGCGUCGGCCUCGGUGCCCACCUCCCCGAACACGCCGACCCCUCCGCAGUCGGCCUCCUCCGACCUCAGCUCAGUCUUCAUGGAGCACGACCUCAGCAGCUCCUACGGCGGUAGCAACUCCAUAUUUGCUCCUGUUCUUCUGCCGCCUUCAAAGUUCCAGUCUGUGUCUUGCGGCAGCCUCCACCAGCUCGGGGAGGAGCUGCUGAAGCCGCCUCCUCUGCCGCCACGAAGGAAAGACGCAAUGUCUGAAGCCAAACUGAGCUCCAGGUCCGACAGUCCCCCGGCCAUCCCUCCCCGGCUGCCUCCUCCUCUGCCCCGGAACCAGCCUCGACCGCCGGUCUACAACGGUCCCCCGAUGGACGGCCCCCUGCCCAGCCCUCCUCCUCCGCCGCCCCGCGACCCUCUGCCCGACACGCCGCCCCCGGUGCCCCAGCGGCCCCCGGAGAUCUUCAUCAACUACCCCCUCAACAUGCAGCCUUCCCCCGUGGGUCGAUACCACUGGGACUUUGGGAGCUCCCCCAGCUCCCCCAACACCCCGCCCAGCACGCCGUCGCCCCGCAUCCCCAGGCGGAGCUGCCCGCUCAGCGCCAGCCAGAACAGCCUCUACCCUCUUCCCGUCCCCAUCACCGCUCCACCUGUCCCCCCGCGCCACAACUCCAGCCCACAACUCCCCAAACUCCCACCAAAGACAUACAAAAGGGAGCUGCUGCAGCCGCCGCUACAAGGCCUCUCAUUGGUGGAGAACACCGACAGCAGCCAGUGAGUUAUUUCUGUUUUUUUUUUUCUUUUAGAGGUGAUCUUGAAAUGCAAACUUCAAAACCUGCAAACUACGACACAGUGGACUCAAAGCUACUGAUCAGAAAGAAUAACACUGCUCCACACUCUCUUAACUCGUCCCUCCCGCCCUCUGCAUCGACCAAUCACACCCCCCCGCUGUGCCUCUCAGGGGAUCAGUAGCUGCGCCUUCAUCACAAACCCUCUGUGCCAAUGAGAAACCCUCACCAGUGUGCCAGCUAAUAAACAACAAGGAGUGUUUGUGUGUUUGUUCUGUGCGGAGCGGGAACGUCUGCUCCUGAUUAAAGUUCUCACCCCUCCCACUCUUAACGUACCCCGCGUCCCGCUCCGCUGUCAGGGCGGGGCGACUCUGGGGGGGCCUUGGACUUUGUAGCCUCAAAUGUCAUGCUUUGUGUUUUUGGGCAUUGACAUCAUCUGGAGUCCUGCUGCAGCUCACAGAUUUUUAAGACCUCUCCUCCUCCUCAACGAUCCACUCAGACGUAGCUCUUUCACACGGUGGCUGUGAGCAGCAGACAUUUCCACUGACUCGUUUUUCCUAAAACAGUUGCCAAAGUCUUAUUUUAUGCAGGGGGAUAAGGGAUUUUUUUUUUUUUAAACAGAUGUGACAUUAACGGAGGCGACACUGAAUCCCCCACCUUGUAUCUCAACUGUACACUGUGACUGUAAAGACGAAAGUCAGACUGUUUUUUGUUUUUGUUUUUUUAAAUCCGAAGACAGGCCUCUCCGCAGCCACUAAAUGUUGCCUUUAAAAAACACAGUGGUGACCUCUGACCCCAUUCUCCAGUCCUCACGGCCCCGGAUGGGACAGCGAGAGCCGAGAACACUCCAUUUGCACAUCGAGUUUGGGCAGCAGGUUCGGAUUCGGAAAUAUCCCGACAGAGGGCCACGAUUAUCAAACAGCACCGAUCCAGGACGAGUUUUUCUCCAACUCUUUGAAAGCUGAUGUCUUAACCGAUCCCCUGAUAGACGUGCGCUGCUGUCUUGACACUGUGCUCUUCUCCCAAAAGCCCCCAGCUCUUCUUCAUUGGUGUUAAAGCUCAGCACUGGAAGCACGCAGCCUCCCACCAGAGCUGGGUCAGCUCCCCCCAGUGGCUGCUCGAAAAUACCUAAAAACCCAUGAAAAAGAGGAACUUUUUAACUUCUUCUUUCUGUCUUUUUCUCUUUUUUUUCCCGCUUGAAAACAUUUUCACUUUGGAAAAGACUGAAAUAAUCCAUGCAUCAUGCUCAGAUGUGCCUUUUAUUUUGUUUUCUACUUUACAGAAAUAAGCAAAUGGUGUCUAAAAUGCUAAAAAAUAAAGUUGCCUAUGUAAUGUUUAGAACAAAGCUAUACACUAUGAAAUUGUACAUGUUUGUGGAUACUGUGUAUAACAUGUAUACACUAACUAAAUAAUUUGUAUAAAGUGACAAGUUUUUUUUUCUCCCUGUUGUAUUGUACCCUCAUCCGCAUCUGUUCAGUCGAAUAUUGCCUAAUAAUCCUAUGCUGCUACAGUCGGAUUAAAAAAAAACUAAAAAACAAAACAAGAAAAAAACAGGUCACUGUCACUAACUUACUUACAGACAAUCUCCAGUUGAAACACUGGGAGUAUUAACUGAGGAAAGCCAUUUUUUUCUUCCCUGCCCCUUAGCUGUUUUAAAGCAAUGAAAAAAAAAAAUACAGUUCAAUAUGCCAAGCACUUACUUAGACGUGUGCUUCACUUUGUACAUCCUACUAAUUGCCUUUUCUCCUUUUCAAAGAUUUUUUAAUGCUAACACUCAUUAAACAGUGGUUGGAAUUGUAUUAAAGUUGCAGUUGAAUAUACAACGACCUAUAUUCAGCUGCAAGUAUUUGAGCAUAGUGAAGAAUUGGGACUUUUUCUUUUCUGAGAAACACACUUUGUGCACUUUAGGCUGUACUAUUGAAGAGCCACAGUUGUUAUAGGUCAUGUUUGUAAAUGCAAUGGUCCUAUGCAACUGCUCAAACUCACUUUCUACGUGGAUCAGGGCAGAAAAAUAACACGAGUCUACCACCUCACUUUUAACCCCAAACACCUGAGAAUGUCUGACCACCACAAGCUGGAUUUCAGCAAAAAAACUGAAUAAAUCACUCAUGCCCUUUUUUCCUCCUCCUAUCGACGAUGAUGGUGGAUUAUUAAACUUCAAACUAGAGAUAAAAGGGGAGUUUUGGAGGAAUUUUAAUCGACAGCUUAAGUCAAACCACUUUUCUGUCGUCACUCAUGUUUUGUCCAUUUCCCAAAGUUUCCCAAGCCAGAAUCAAUGGGGUUAAUUUUGCCAAAUUUGUCUUUUUGUUUUCUUUGUUGGAUUUUUUUUUUUAAAACCCCAACAGAAUAACAGAUUGGUUUUCCUCCGGUGGCGCUGUAACAGCUUGAUCCAGCAGUUGGUUUAUUUGAUGGUAUGUGGCCUUUUAACUGCUUUGUAUUAAUGGUCUUGAUGAGAUUAAUAAAUCACCCAGUCUUAUUUUGUACUGAA